AUGCAUUGCGCUCGAGACAAAGUUCCUCUGUCAGAACUACAAGGCUUUUGGGAAGCUCAUCUUGCUACGGGAACCUUGUCUGAUCGCAGCUUCGUUCCUGCUCUGCCUUAUCAUCUUGCGCUAAGUGAGGCUCAGGAAGAACAAGACAACAGAGCUUUGGUCUACUUGAUUUCUCGUGAGGUGCUGAAUGAAACCAUGCUGGUUGCAGAGGACGACUUCAUUGCCAUGUACAACUAUCAAAAAUCAUUUGAGUACGGAGAGAUUGAUCAUGGGCAGAAUAGCAUUGCAGUGGUUUUGACAGCAAUCGCAAUUCCGGUAUUAAUGUCGCUUUCUGCAUUAUUGCCAUACCGCUGGAUCAGUCGAUUGGUGGCAACCUUGGAUCAACCGCUGCUCGGCCAUGUCUACCGCGUCCCUUUCCUCAAAGCCGGCACCAUGCCAACUCGCGCUCAGAGCCUGUUCUUCGCGUAUCUCUGGAUAAUCAACAUUGUCCUCAUGUGUGCACCACUGCGCAUGCUACAACCUAACUCCGGUCUCUCAGGGUUUGGCCAACAGGCGUUAUUGACCAUUGGCGAUCGCGCGGGAGCAUUGGCGGCUGCCAACCUUGUGCCAUUGCUGCUGACGUCCGCCCGAAACAAUGUCCUCCUGUGGAUCACCAAUUGGAGCAACACAACAUUUCUACUCACUCAUCGCUGGCUUGGAUAUAUUGUCAUUAUCCAGACGGUACUUCAUUCUAUUCUCCUUCUUCAUUGGUAUCGCACGUACUCUGACUAUACAACGGAAUCUAAAACGCCAUACUGGUACUGGGGCAUCAUCUCGACCCUCACGCUAUGCUUUCUUGGGCCUCUUUCCAUCCUUCCAUUGCGCAGACGAGCUUAUGAAAUGUUUUUGGCUACGCAUCAGAUAUUGGCAGCUCUUGCCAUGAUUGCCUACUUUCUACAUAUCUGGUACAUCUACCAAUAUAACUGGGGAUAUGAAAUCUGGGUCUAUGUUGCAGGAGCCAUCUGGUUCGUCGACAGAUGUCUCAGAAUCUUGAGGAUCGCAAGGAACGGGAUGCCAACGGCAAUCAUCACUUCACUUGGUGAGGGGAGCGACCUCCUGACGGUCAGCAUAGAAGGUUUACACAGCGAAGGCCAUGUCUACCUUUACUUCCCGACCAUGACUUGGCGCUUUUGGGAGAAUCAUCCUUUCUCGGUCCUUUCCUCGUUUAGCUGGGCAGACCAAGACAUAAGUCCAUCAGAAACUCCCGAGAGAACAAAUUCAAUGACAGAAAAACAUGCGAGCGCGAGAUCUGAGCCUGCAGUCGCAACUUUAGCCUCACGGAAUGAAAUCUCUCCCGCCACCAGCCUUCUCUUGCGACCGCAAAGCGGAAGCACGCGAAAGUUACUAGAGGAAGCUCGCAGGCAAGGUGGCUCCAUCUCAGCCCCAGUAUGGGUUGAGGCUUCGUAUCAUUCUCAAUCGACGAAGCCUCUCUACCGCUGUUCCACAUUGAUUUGUAUAGCAGGCGGAGUGGGUAUUACCGUCGCACUACCCACUUUGCAAGGCUAUUCUGGCCCAGAGGCACGACUGUACUGGGGGGUGAAGCACCGGGACAUCGUCGAUGCCGUCGCUCCCCAUCUACGAAGGUUGGAAGGGCGAGUGAAGGCGGAAAUCAAAGUCGGGGAGCGGUUGGCUGUCAAGAAUAUAGUACAAGACGAGGUUCUUGGUGGGACGGCUCGAGGCGAUAUUGGUAUUCUGGUCUGCGGUCCACCAGAGAUGGCGGACCAUGUCAGAAUUGCUAUUGGGGAGGUGUCAAGACGCUCGAAGAGACCCAUCGUAUUUCUAGAUGAAUCUUUCAGUUGGUGA
Molecule: messenger RNA, 1842 nt
Organism: Exophiala bonariae
Lineage: Eukaryota; Fungi; Ascomycota; Eurotiomycetes; Chaetothyriales; Herpotrichiellaceae
Exons: 2
Coding region: 1-1842 (613 amino acids)
Biological process (GO): iron ion transport; intracellular iron ion homeostasis; copper ion import
Cellular component (GO): plasma membrane
Molecular function (GO): ferric-chelate reductase activity
Source: RefSeq, a predicted model, not a curated record